AGUUGUUAAGUCCUUUUAGUAGUUUAAACUCAAACGCACAGUAUGAGUGUGAACAUAUUUGCGAAUGCUUUUUCUUUUUUCAGUCUCAUGAUUGGUCAUGGUUUUAGGAGAAAUUCGAGACUUGAUUCUUGUUCAUUAAUCAAGAAACAUGAAUAAAGCUUUUGUGAUUUUGGUUUGUAUUCUAUUGGUUGGAUGCAUUCGUGCGUAUAUGUUUGCAUACAUCAUGUUCAAUCCAUUGUUUCUUCAAUUACUCCAUUAAAUGAUUUACCUGAAUUGAAUAAAAUAGUUUCUUUAUUCCAUUAAAUUAUAUAUCAGUUGAAUGGAAUAUUUUCUUGAAUGAUAUCUACGUGUGUUGGGGUUGUGGGUAUAAUUUUCGUGUUUUUCCAAAAGAAAAAUGUAAUCAAUCAUUUCAUUUAUGUAUUCUUUACGUUUAUUAUAGUCAAUGAUUUUAUAUUCUAACUGUAAUUCAAUUGAAUCUGAUAUUCAUUGAAUUGAAGCGAAAAUUUGAUUAUGUUUUAUUGGGUAGGAAAUAGGAUUCUAUAUAAUAAAAAAUGCAAAGAGAAAUCUCCAGCGACUAUAAUUUUGUCGGGUCACUCUAUUCCUCAAAUUUCCUGUCAAGUGGUUCACCUUUUCUCAAUUAUGUAACUAUCGAUUCCAAUUCCCCUUCAAACAUUAUCAAUUCUUAGCCGAAUGAUGAUGACAUGUUACUGAGUUCACUUUACGAAAAGGAGUUGUUAAGUCCUUUUAGUAGUUUAAAUUUCGCCAUAGUGAAGAAAGAAUACUUCCAUGAAAGAAGUUAUCAGAAAGAUCAAGAGUCUGGAGCUUUGAGAGUUUUCCAAGUUUUGCUGGGAUUGGUCCUGUUAUGUUGGUGAGAAAUAGUUGUUUGUCCAUUUUUGCAGCUGCCUUGCGUCGAGAAUCAUGGGGUUUGUUCCGAAGCUAGAUUUGGGAGCUACUCUAUUAUUUGUUCAUUCCCCUCCCAACAAAUAACAAUAUUAAUUUUUUUGAAGGGUUUUGUUUCAUUUUAUUUGGAUAAUAACAAACAUAGUACUCUGUAUUUUUUUUUUUUAAGGGUUUUGUGAAGAUCAAUGCAUGUUUUUCCAAUGGUUUGCCUUUAUUUGCGUCAUUGUGUUUUUCUUGAUUUUGCUGAAUGGUUUAGAAUCAAUUUGCUUGAGCCAUAUAUUAAGUAAAGAAAUUGUAGACGACAGAUAGAGAGCCGAAUUGAGAUUUGUCCUUCAAAUUUUUAUGGUUCAUGUCAAAGACUGCUAUAAUGAUCCUAUUUAUUUUUGCGGUAAAAUAAAGUAUGGAAGACGUAGAAGAUGAGCCUGUUGAUGUUUUGAUGGAAUCCGAUACUGAGAAUAUUCGAAGUUUGUGAAUGUAGUCAAAGACGAAACAUCAGGAGGGAUGGGUUACAAGUGCAUGAGGUGGGUAUGCUAUUUAAGCAUGAAGAAGAUAUGUAUAACUUCUGCAAAAAAUAUGCUUAUGCCGUUGGUUCUCCCGUUAAAAAAAGGAAUUCGAAAAAGGGGGAGGAUGGAGCAUUGAGAUACCUAACGUUAACAUGUAGUCGUGAAGGACGAUUAAAUGGUAAUACUAGCAGUUCACUGAAGCCUCAACCAACAGUUAAGAUGGGUUGUAAAACAAGGAUAUCCGCAUCUUAAGAUAUCCUGGGAAAUUGGAGAAUUAAUGCGGUCCCCUAGAGCACAAUCAUAAGACAAGUCCAUCUAAGUCCAGGUUAUAUCGAUGCAACCGAACUUUUACUGCACAUGUGAAAAGAAAGUUUGAAAUGAAUGAUUUAGCAGGGAUUCCAUUGCAUAAGAGUUACAAUUCCGCAGUUGUAGAAGCUGGUGGAUAUGAGAACAUGACUUGCAUUGAAAAAAAUUGUCGGAACUAUGUCGAACGAGUUAGGUGAUUACGACUUGGAGAGGACGAUGCUGCAACAAUACAAUCAUACUUUUCAAGAAUGCAAGCUCAAUGUUCGAGAUUUUAUUUCAGUAUGGAUUUGGACGAUGAUUCGCGACUAAGAAAUGUAUUCUGGGCAAAUAAUCGGUGUAGGCCAGCGUACAAGGAGUUUUGUGAUGUGGUUACUUUUGAUACCACCUAUCUUACUAAUAAGUAUGACAUGCCAUUCGCCCCCUUUGCUGGCAUCAAUCAUCACGAAUAGUCAACAUUACUUGGUAGUGGGUUGUUGUCGAAUGAGGACACUGAGACUUUCGUAUGGUUGUUUAGAACAUGGCUUCAGUGUAUGUAUGGUGAAACUACGCAGGCCAUAAUUACCGAUUAGGAUAGAGCCAUGCAAAAUGCAAUUGAGAUUGUCUUCCCGAAGACGAAGCAUAGAUGGUGUUUGUAGCGUAUUUUGAAGAAGCCCCCGGAAAAGUUUGGAUACCAUGUGGAUAAGGGUUUGAUAUUUGGGGCUAUACAUGGAUUAGUGUAUGAUUCACAGUCGGAACAAGAAUUUGAUGAAGGUUGGAUGGCGAUGAUUGACACCUAUAGUUUGCAGCAAAAUAAUUGGUUGUCAGGAUUAUAUGAGAAUAGAGGGCGUUGGGUGCCUUGUUUUUUGAAAAUAACUUUUUAGGCAGGAAUGUUUACAACAUAGAGAAUCGAGAGUAUGAACGCGUUCUUUGGUGAAUAUGUGCAUUCGAAGACAUCGUUGAAGGAAUUCGUCGAACAGUACGAACGUGCUCUCGGGAAUAAGGUCGAGAAGGAAUUCCAAGCUGAUUUCAAGUCGUUCUCUCAAAUGAUACCGUGUGCAACACAGUUUGAAAUGGAAGAACAGUUUCGGUCAGUUUACACCAUAUCGAAAUGUCGGGAAGUUUAAAAAGAGUUCACAGGUAAGGUCUACUGUAAUGUCAUAUCUACGUCAGAAGGAUCUUCUGAGACAACGUAUAAUGUACAGGAGACUAUUAUGUAUGAUGGUCGUCGCAAGAGAAAAACUUGAGUCGUCUCAUUUGUGAGAAAUAAUUGCGAAGUUGUUUGUAGCUGCCACUUAUUUGAGUUUAGGGGAAUACUUUGUAAGCAUGCAAUAGCGGUUCAAGACUAGAACGAUGUCACGUGUAUUCCGGAUCAGUAUAUUUUGCGGAGAUGGAUGAGGGACGUUCGUAGAGCAUACACGAGAGUUCCAAUAAACUAUGCAGGGUUAGAGACUACUCCUGCACAAUUAAGAUACGAAGAGAUGUCUAAGGGAUUUGCACAGGUGGCAGACCUUGCUGCAGAUGAUGAAAUGCUGUCACGUGCUAUAAUGGAGUGGAUAAAAUUGCAAUGUGAAGAUAUGAUGACCACAAGAUCUGGUGGUAGUAGUAAUCUCAUACCGUCGCGUACCACGCAGGUGUCCAAUGAUUGUACGGACGUGUCAAAGUUAGCGAGCGGAAGCAUAUGUGAUCCACAAGUAGCUCGACUAAAGGGUGCGCCAAGGAAGCUUAGAAAAAGAAGCCCAUUGGAGAUAACAUCAAAGAAAGCAAAGUCUAGCGGGACAUCAUCCACUACUAUGCCACCAAGAAGUAGCAAUACGAAUAUGGUAGAUGACGCAAUGAACUUUCAGUUGCCUCAACAAUAUUCCAUGCCAACCCCGACGUCGUACUUGCCCAGUGACACGUUGACACCAUUAUCUUUGUCACAACUGUCCAUGUCUACACCGUUCUCCCUUUCCCAAUGUGUACCCUUUGGAAAUUUGGUCUCUCCAUUCGCUGCUAGUAUCAGGCAAAAUUCACAAUGUCAACCAUCGGCGAACUACUAUCAAAAUUUAUUGGAUCACAGUGGCAGCCUAUAGCAAGGGGGCUAUGUUUGCGCGAUUGGAAUUUUUUUGAAAUCAAGACUUCCAAUUCACAGUACUCGAAUGAAGAUGUAUUUUGGCAUUUCCUAGUAUUAAGGCAAUUACUACUUUGCCUAUUUUGGCAACUUCACAGGUUUUAAGUUGGCGGAAUUUUUUUGAAAUGUUGGGUAAUUACUACUCAUAGUGUAUUAGUAUCAAAUAAUUGUUGUGAUAAUUCAAUGGAAAUUUCUUUUGUUUUGUUCAUACCAUUUUGAGCAACUUAUCUAAUAGCUGAAUUGUUAAGUCUU
This is a messenger RNA of Olea europaea var. sylvestris, 4050 nucleotides long. RefSeq lists its product as uncharacterized. Lineage: Eukaryota; Viridiplantae; Streptophyta; Magnoliopsida; Lamiales; Oleaceae. The transcript is spliced from 3 exons. The record is from RefSeq and is a predicted model, not a curated record. Bases 3080 to 3760 code for a protein of 226 amino acids.